CAGAACCUCAAGGAAUGUGUCAUGUCAGUCUUAUAGACUGAUAAUCAUUUAACAAAUUGUUAUAUUCUAGGAGAUGACAAGGCUGGGUUAAAAUGUGGAGAUGUUACUUAAGUAUAAAUUUAUAACCGGUAACUCUGAAGAGGCAAGGACAAUAUUGAGGGAAUGACUUAAUUGAGACAGCCAACACGUUUGAUGGUGAUAAAGGAGUCUUCAUAUUUUCUACCUCGGCUUGGCAAAAAUUUACUUCAAGUUAUAGAAUUCGCGCAAAUUUGGUCACUAUAAACUAAGAUUUACGAUGUUUUAUAUCAUUCCGAAUCAUUUAGAGUAUUUCGGGGGAAUAUAUCAGCGAAGAAAUAUCAAUCAAUCGGAGGAAUAACUUCCACUGAUACUCAGUACAUCAUCCGAAUCUUGCGGUCUAGAGGGUGUUCUCAGGCUUGGCUAGGGGUUAACACAAUGGCGAUAUUGGGACGUGUAUGGAGAAAACACGUGAAGACGCUGUUCUUUAUGUACGUCAUAGCGGUCCUUUGCCUGUUCAAAGUGUUUCUGGACGUCUCUCUUAUUGGCGAUCUUUCACAGUGGGAAGAUGUUGAGGCCGCUAGGGGUCACUCGCAUCGGAACACCUCGAAGCAGACGACAGACAAGGUUCUCAUCAUAACGUACCAGCGCAGUGGCUCCUCCUUCCUGGCCGAGCUCUUCAACCAGAACCCCGAGGCGUAUUACCUCUUUGAGCCUCUCUGGGGGUUCUAUAACUCUGUUGAUAAAGACAGGGCGGAGUAUAUGUUGUACUAUCCGGAUAAAUCUACAAGGAAACCUCCAGAACGAGGCCUGGAAUACAACAUGUCCCUGGACAUCAUCCACAGCCUGCUCACAUGCCAGCUGGACCGAGUCCCCAUGCAGAUCCUGGCGCCAAAGGGGCUCCACCAUCCCUUCUUCACGGACGAGAACAGACACAAGUACCAGGACAAGUACAAGAAGUGCAUUCUUAGAGCUAGAACAAGGUCAAAAGAUGUGGAAUGCGUCCCCCUCAUGAAAGACGUGUGCAACAAAUCAACUUUAAAGGCAUUCAAAAUGUUGCGCCUUCGCAUGAAGCACCUUCCUCAGCUGAUGGAACUACAUCCGGGUCUUAAGAUCAUCCACUUGGUUCGAGAUCCUCGCGGGAUCUUGUGGUCUCGCAGACGACUCGGUAGACAGUAUUUCAGAAUGUCGACGGAAAACGAGGGAAGCAUCUUAUGCCUCUCAAUGCUGCAGGACAUACAGGCGCGAAAAGAACUGGAGAAAAUUUACCCUGGACGAUUUUUACAAAUUAGAUACGAGGAUAACGCGGCUAAGCCCACUGUGGCUGCAUUUAAAGUUUAUGACUUCUUAGGAUUUAACGUUCCACGCCCAGUCAACGGUUGGCUUCUAGACAGCAUAACUCCCGUUGAAAUGUCUAGUAACGAUAGAGAGGCUAGGAGAAGGAUAAGAAAAAUGCGCUCUUCUUUCAGCACGGUGCGCAAUGACCCUAAAAAGACGUCACACAUGUGGCUAAGGCAAAUGCCCUCUCACAUGGCCUACGAGGUAGAUGAAUAUUGUAAAGAAGUUCUGGAAUAUCUUGGGUAUGAAAAAGUGUCAAAAUUGCUCCAAAAUGAGACAUUAAUGCGUUCUUUAGGGCCUGAAAAGCCAAAAAGUAUUGCACAUAAUUUUGGUCAACCUAACAUGCGGAUACCUAACGACGGAGUUGUAGUAAAAAGAAGGAUUCUUCCGGAUCCUAACCCUGAUCCGGACGAGGAUGAGGACGAAGAGAGUGUGACAAAAGCAAAACGCAAAACUAAAGUGUGGAAAAUAGUUAAAAAUGCAGCUGGCAAAAAUGUAGUGGCGAAUCACGGUAGAAUAACUAGCUCUCAAUCCAAAAAGUCUCCCAACGUUCGGACGAAGGCAUAGUUUUAUUUGUAUAUUUAUUUUCAAACCCCAUUGGGGAACUGCCCUGAAGAAAGCUGAAAACUUUUGUUAUAUUUUAUUUCUCUAAUAUCCGUAUCGGGAAAUGGAUCUCUGCUUGAAAAUGAAAGUAGGCCUAAGAUAUCAGUAUCAGUUGCUUACGAAUGUGAUUAAUAGUACACAUACGUAAUAAAACAAUGUCCAUCGUAAAUGGAUGUACUGUAUUUAAUUCAAACACAUUACCCUCACAA
Lingula anatina is the source of this 2165-nucleotide messenger RNA. Its product is annotated as carbohydrate sulfotransferase 1. The record is from RefSeq and is a predicted model, not a curated record. Gene Ontology annotation, biological process: N-acetylglucosamine metabolic process; sulfur compound metabolic process. Gene Ontology annotation, molecular function: N-acetylglucosamine 6-O-sulfotransferase activity. Lineage: Eukaryota; Metazoa; Brachiopoda; Lingulata; Lingulida; Lingulidae.